UCUGGCUCUCUUUGCUUCGCUCCUCCUCCAUUCUCUUCAGUCGGAAGUAGAGAGAGAGAGAGAGAGAGAACGUAAAGGGAGUGGGGAGCAGUGGAAGUUGGUGCAUGGACUCGGCGGGGGCAGCAGACACGUCCACGGGGGGCGAAGGGCCGUCCAGUGGCGGCGCGGGGAAGGCCGGGCCGCAGAGGGGGGCGGCGGCGGCGGCGCCGAGCAGGUACGAGUCGCAGAAGCGGCGGGACUGGAACACCUUCCUGCAGUACCUGCGGAACCACAAGCCGCCGCUGGCGCUGGCGCGCUGCAGCGGGGCCCACGUGAUCGAGUUCCUGCGCUACCUGGACCAGUUCGGGAAGACGAAGAUGCACGCCCCCGGGUGCGCCUUCUACGGCCAUCCUAGCCCGCCGGGGCCCUGCGCCUGCCCCCUGCGCCAGGCCUGGGGCUCCCUCGACGCCCUCAUCGGCCGCCUCCGUGCCGCCUACGAGGAGUCCGGCGGCACCCCCGAGACCAACCCCUUCGCGGCCCGCGCCGUCCGCAUCUACCUCCGCGACGUCCGCGAGAGCCAGGCCAAGGCCCGCGGCAUCCCAUACGAGAAGAAGAAGAGGAAGCGCGCCCCCGCCGCCGCCGGCCAAGCCCACCCCGCAGAGCCUGGAGGAUCAAGUAAUGGGGGAAUUGGACCUCACUAGCUAUAAAAUGAAGAGGAUUCAGUUGAUGCUCCUCCCUUGGAAAUGCGCAGAGCUUGGAGAACUUGCUGCAGAAGUUGAAAAUAAUUGAUGAAUUGCAACAUGGAAAGGCAGCAUAGUAAUCUCAAGGUAAGAAAUGAUUAUAUUCCAUGAAUACAGCUAAACAUAAAAGAGUCCAAAACCUUGUAUGCAUCAAUAUGACUUGAAUUUUCCAAGUAACUCAAGAGCAAUGUUCUUUUUCUUUUU
Musa acuminata AAA Group (dessert banana) is the source of this 923-nucleotide messenger RNA. Its product is annotated as protein G1-like7. Gene Ontology annotation, biological process: mRNA transcription; response to light stimulus. Gene Ontology annotation, cellular component: nucleus. Lineage: Eukaryota; Viridiplantae; Streptophyta; Magnoliopsida; Zingiberales; Musaceae. The record is from RefSeq and is a predicted model, not a curated record. Bases 105 to 680 code for a protein of 191 amino acids. The transcript is spliced from 2 exons.